UUAGUAACUAAGCAGCAGGAAAAGAGAAAAAAAAGGAAAACACCCACUUUCAAGUCGGUUUUAUGCUGUAAGCAGGAAGCAACAUGGAUGAGCUCGAUCUGCUGCUGGAAGAGCUGGCCCUGAAUACAGCCGCCCCAAAGAGUGACAAAGAGAACGUGGGGAAUGUUGAGGUGCCCGGUGCAGGCCACACUGGACUCAGCCAGAAGGACAAAGGCUCAGUCCGCUCAAAUGUCUACAGUGAUCUCCCAGCCCCUGUGGCAGCUUCUGAGGAGCCUGACUCCCCCACCAAGGAGCUGGACUCCAUCUUGCAAUCUAUGAUGAGUCUGGGAGAAGAGGAUGCAGCGUCUUCAACAACCCCACCACCGCUCACACAGAAGAAGUCGGUGAAAAAAAAAACAGAGUUCGAGAAGCAGCAGAACAAGGAGAGCAGCAGCUCAGAAGGUUCAGACGCUCGGACCAAGAGAACAGACACCAUAGACGACCUGCUCGGGGGACUGAGCUCUGACCUGGAGAAGAUUGGCGUUCGCACCACAGCCAAGGGCCACUGUGCUUCCUGCAACAAAUGCAUUUCGGGAAAGAUGAUCACAGCACUGGGUGAAGUGUGGCACCCUGAACACUUUGUGUGUUCGGUUUGUAAGACGGAGCUGAGCACCACAGGCUUCUUUGAGAGAGAGGGACAGCCGUACUGUGACAAAGACUACCAGCACCUCUUCUCUCCUCGCUGCGCUUAUUGCAAAGGGCCCAUUCUGCAGAACAUCCUGACAGCCCUGGACCAGACCUGGCACCCCGAGCACUUCUUCUGUAUGCACUGUGGAGACCGCUUCGGACCUGAAGGUUUCCUGGAGAAGGACGGGAAGCCAUAUUGUUGCAGGGACUUCUACCAGCUCUUUGCUCCCAAGUGCUCCGGCUGUGGGGAGUCGGUGAAGGAGAACUACCUGACGGCAGCCAAUGGCACCUGGCAUCCAGAGUGCUUCGUCUGCGCAGACUGUCUGAAGCCUUUCACCAACGGCUGCUUCAUGGAGCUGGACGGGCGGCCCCUCUGCUCGCUGCACUUCCACUCCAGGCAGGGCACCCUGUGCGGCGGCUGCAGCGAGCCCAUCACGGGCCGCUGCAUCUCCGCCCUCGAUCGCAAGUUUCACCCCGAGCACUUUGUGUGCGCCUUCUGUCUGCGGCAGCUCAGCCAGGGCAUCUUCAAGGAGCAGACGGGGAAGCCGUACUGCACGGCCUGCUUCAACAAACUGUUUGUGUGAGGCGCGCAGGAUGCAAACACACAAAUAAUGCAAAGGAAACAAACUGUAUCACUGCCAUUGUUGAAAUUAGGCAACUAUGCUAUUAUUUGCAUUGGUACAGAGGAGCAACUCUUCACAUUUCACUCUCAAGUGAUUUUGGAUACUGAUAUGAUCAAUUACAUGGUUAAGUAAGAUGGGGAAUGAGCUGUAAAUGCAAACACUGUGCCAUAAUUAAUGACAUGGUUGUAAAACACAAGGGAUAUACUUGUUUCAUUUUUUAAAGAUAUUAAAAAAAACUUUCUCAUGUGAA
Platichthys flesus (European flounder) is the source of this 1539-nucleotide messenger RNA. RefSeq names its product leupaxin (gene lpxn). Gene Ontology annotation, cellular component: stress fiber; adherens junction; Z disc. Lineage: Eukaryota; Metazoa; Chordata; Actinopteri; Pleuronectiformes; Pleuronectidae. The transcript has 9 exons. The record is from RefSeq and is a predicted model, not a curated record. Bases 84 to 1250 code for a protein of 388 amino acids. Gene Ontology annotation, biological process: muscle structure development; actin cytoskeleton organization. Gene Ontology annotation, molecular function: muscle alpha-actinin binding; actin binding.